Fonsecaea pedrosoi CBS 271.37 is the source of this 1575-nucleotide messenger RNA. RefSeq lists its product as uncharacterized. The transcript has 5 exons. The record is from RefSeq and is a predicted model, not a curated record. Gene Ontology annotation, molecular function: oxidoreductase activity, acting on paired donors, with incorporation or reduction of molecular oxygen; heme binding; monooxygenase activity. Bases 1 to 1575 code for a protein of 524 amino acids. NCBI's taxonomy places the organism in Eukaryota, Fungi, Ascomycota, Eurotiomycetes, Chaetothyriales, Herpotrichiellaceae.
AUGCUCUGGUCUCUGGCUCUCGCUAUUCUUGCAGUAGGGUUGUACCUCUCGCUCGGGCUCAAGGGUCAAUGGCCCGAUGGACCUCGAGGCAUCCCGCUCAUAGGAGUCUUGCCGGACAAGAAAUUGACUCUCAACCAACAACUCACCAAGCUCGUCCCUCGUUAUGGGGACUUCUUCUCCUUCAACAUGGGCCGCUCCAAGGUGCUGGUCCUCAGCAGCCCGACCGCUAUCGAGGACCUGAUCGUCAAGCGAGGACAGAAAUAUUCGUCGCGACCGUCUCCGUCCCCCCAGGCAAAGAUCAUUGCUUCGGCAAGGAUGGUGCAAUUAGAAUACGGUGACGAGUUCAGAAAACAUCGAAAACUAAUCCAUCGCCUACUGGGGAUGCAGAACGCAAAGAUCUUCCAGCCCUACCAGGAAUACGAGAGUCGACAGACGCUGAAGAACAUCUUGGAACAUGCCGACGCUUUCUACACAGAGGUCGGGCGAUAUUCGGCCAGCGUCACUUUUAGUCUCCUGCUUGGAGCCCGUUUCACCAGGAGCGACACCCGGAUCCCAGAAACUAUCCGCUACGUCGCCCUCGACAUGUUUCAGAAAAUCCGUCCGGGGUACUGGUUGGCCGACUGGAUCCCGGUGCUGAAUUACCUUCCCGACAGCCUCGCGCCGUGGCGGGCAAAAGCACGCAGGACCUUUGACAACCUCAUUGCAUUCUGGGGCAUCUUCUACGACUCGAUCGUGGAGCGGAUGAAGAAGGGCGACGCGCCCGACUGUUUCCUCACUCGGUUCCUGGAGAGCCCCGAGAUUGACAGUUUCUCCGAGGUCGACAAGCGCACGAUCCUCUCGGAGCUGCUGGGCGCGGGCUCCGAAACCACGGCGACUACGCUGCAAUGGUUCUUCAAGGCCGCGGUGCUAUAUCCCGACUUUGUCAAGACGGCCCAGGAGGAGCUGGACCGCGUGGUCGGGCAUGACCGACUGCCGCAGUGGGAGGACCGCAGCGAACUCCCCUACAUCAGCGCCGUCGUGGAAGAAAUCCACCGGUGGGCCUCUGUGGCGCCUCUGGCCUUCUACCGCGCCACCAGCGAGCCCGACAACUAUCGAGGCAAGACGAUCCCGGCGAAAACGACCGUCAUCUACAACGUGUAUGCCAUCCACCACAGCAGCGAGUACUACCGCGACCACGACAUGUUUCUACCCGAGCGAUUCUUGCCGGACAGUGACCCCCGAUACCUCCCUCGAUGUGCACACGCUCCCAUGCAUUAUGCGUUCGGCGUAGGGAGGAGAGAAUGUCCCGGAAGACAUGUCGCCGACGCGUCUCUGUUCAUCGUCAUCAGUCGGCUCUUAUGGGCGUUUGACAUCAACCAGGGUAACCACCCGCGUCCCAGCGACGAAGUCGCCGGGAGUAACCCGCUCUUCAGACCCGUCGCGUUUACGUGCGACAUUACUCCGAGGGAUGAGAAGAUUGCAGACAAGAUCCGUGCCGAAGCUGCAGUUCAGGACCCUGCGCUACGGGUCGAGGAUGCCGCACAGUACGAGGAGAGGGUGAUGAAGUUUGUGAGAGAGCAAAAGCUUGGGGCGUGA